AUGAGCAACAUUCUGAUUCAAGCUCGAGUACACAAGUUUUUAUUCACUGCGGAUAUCAAACAAAUGUAUCGACAAAUCCAAAUUCAUGCAACCGAUCGGGAAUAUUUACGCAUUCUUUGGCGUUUUGAACCAGACUCACCAAUACAAGAAUAUCGCCAAUGUACGGUCACAUAUGGUACCUGUUGUCCUCCACACCAAGCACUACGAACGAUGCAAUAUCUGGCAACAAUUGACGAGUCAAGGUUUCCAAUUGCUGCUAAGGUGCUGAAGAAUGACAUGUUUGUUGACGACAUUCUUACAGAAGCUCAGUCAGAAGAGGAUACAUUACUCUGCCAACAACAGGUGAUUGCUCUGUGUGCUCAGGGGAAGUUCCAACUUAGGAAGUGGGCUAGUAAUCUACCCAGCAUCUUACAAGCGGUACCCACCUCUGAAUGCUCUAUGGAUCCCGCUGUACUAUUCGAUGACGAAGGGCAAGCAAUACUCAAGAUCCUUGGCAUGUAUUGGAAUCCCACACAGGACUACUUUUCGUACAACUAUCAUAGUCCAAGUCUCACGACAACUAAACGUUCGGUCUUAUCAGAUAUGGCACGUAUCUUCGAUCCUUUGGGUUUCUUAGCACCCGUUACCUUCCUGGCCAAAUAUGUAAUGCAAUUAUUAUGGACCUCUGGAAUUGGUUGGGACGAUCUCAUCCCCAAACAAAUACUCACAAUUUGGAAGCGGUAUCAACAGGAGCUAAAAGGCAUACAAGCAGUUACUGUUCCUCGUCGAAUCACGUUAGAUGGGCGUCCAACAUAUGAGUUACAUACAUUUUCCGACAGCACGGAAAAAGGUUAUGCUGCAGUCGUAUAUUUGCGUUGUAUUAGUGGUUCCACGAUUCAAUGCCACCUCAUCACAGCAAAAUCAAAGGUAGCCCCACUUAAACACGUCACCAUUCCUCGGUUGGAACUCCGCGGAGCGCUACUUGCUGCAAAAUUGUUGCACUCAGUCCAUCACAUCUUCGCCUCGAUCAUACCCAUCACUACAAUGCACGCAUGGACUGACUCAACCACCGCUCUGGCUUGGAUUAAAUCAUCGCCUCACCGUUGGGCAACGUUCGUCGCCAACCGUACAAGUCAAUUACAGGAACUGACACCACCAUCUAUAUAG
Messenger RNA from Rhopalosiphum padi (bird cherry-oat aphid), 1146 nucleotides. RefSeq lists its product as uncharacterized. Bases 1 to 1146 code for a protein of 381 amino acids. The transcript has a single exon. Lineage: Eukaryota; Metazoa; Arthropoda; Insecta; Hemiptera; Aphididae. The record is from RefSeq and is a predicted model, not a curated record.